CGCCUACGGUGACCCUACGAGCUCGUCGAUCCAUGCGCUGCAUUCUUGGACUCGGAAUUUCUUGAGUUUUUGGUCGCUCUCGUUCGCGUCGUUGCCAAAUUGGCGUGCGGAGCAAAUCCGAGAAGGACAGAAGGCGGGAGAAGAAACGACUUUAGAGAGUGGCGAAAUGUCGUCGUUGAAGUUUAUAGACAUUGCGGCCAAUCUCACAGAUGGCAUGUUUAAGGGCAUGUACAACGGUAGGCAGCAGCACGCAGCUGACUUGAGCAUCGUCCUGAAAAGGGCUUGGGAUGCUGGUGUAGAGCGCAUAAUUGUGACUGGCGGUUCUCUGGAAGAAUCCAGGGAAGCUUUAGCCCUCGCGGACACCGAUGGCCGUCUAUAUUGUACCGUCGGUGUACAUCCUACUCGAUGCUCGGAGUGGGAAGAAAGCGGGGACCCUGAGAAGCACUACCAGGAACUUCUAGCUCUUGCCAAAGAAGGUGCCGCGAAAGGAAAGGUUGUGGCCGUUGGGGAAUGUGGUCUUGACUACGACCGCUUGCAAUUUUGUCCUGCCAAUGUUCAGCAACGAUACUUUGAGAAACAAUUUGAUCUAGCAGAAGCAACUGGUCUUCCAAUGUUCUUACACAUGCGAGCAGCUGCAGAAGACUUCAGCACCAUUGUAGAGAGGAACAGAACCAGGUUUCGUGCAGGUUGCGUGCACUCGUUUACAGGGACGAGUGACGAAUUGGAACGAAUGUUGGCCUUUUCAAACUUAUACAUUGGUGUGAAUGGCUGUUCAUUGAAAACCUCAGAGAAUUUGGAUGUCUUGAAGAGCAUGCCUUUGGAAAGACUUAUGAUAGAAACAGACUCCCCAUACUGUGGAAUCAAGUCAAGCCACGCAAGCAGCAAACUCGUUCAGACAACCUGGCCUUCGAAGAAGAAAGAGAAGUAUGACGAGAAUUAUUUGGUGAAAGAUCGAAACGAGCCCUGUCAAGUGAGACAAGUACUUGAGGUAGUUGCUUCAGUUCUGGGCGAGAAGGAUCAGUACAAGCUCUCGAGAAUUUUCUACGAGAAUACUUGCAAGGUUUUCUUUCCUCAUGACAUCGACACGCUGGCUAAUGCCGUUCUAUCGGCUUCGAUAACUGGUGACAUCUGAGGAGCUACCUACUCAUCGUGCUGAAGCUUUCGAAACUUCCGAGAUAUUGUACUAGACUUGGAAUUGCUGAUUACGUUGCUAACUCUAGAAUUUUUGCUAGUAAUGGAAGAGCUAAAUGCUGGUAAGGUGUCUCGAGUAAUUUUUGUGGAGGGCAUCUGAUGCAGAGAGCGAAGAUUGAUGAUUUUUCUGGUCAAAGGCGGCCGACAUGUUUAGGUAGUAGGACAGUGAAUAUUUUGCCCAUCCACCGCCGAAGGCACCAGCUUCAAAUCUUUUCGACGACGAUUGAAAUUGAGUUGCACACUAAUUUGCAUGAGCAUACUCGUCAAAUCUUUCUGAACGCUGGAUGAUGUUUUUGUAAAUAGCUUUCAUAUGGAAAUAUGAAAGCUGGCUCCAGAUUGUUCAAGUUUUCAAGGGGUUCGUUUUAUGAAGGUCCUCGAAAUUGU
Molecule: messenger RNA, 1575 nt
Organism: Marchantia polymorpha subsp. ruderalis
Lineage: Eukaryota; Viridiplantae; Streptophyta; Marchantiopsida; Marchantiales; Marchantiaceae
Source: the annotation of a GenBank genome assembly